Verticillium alfalfae VaMs.102 is the source of this 1426-nucleotide messenger RNA. RefSeq lists its product with no specific name. NCBI's taxonomy places the organism in Eukaryota, Fungi, Ascomycota, Sordariomycetes, Glomerellales, Plectosphaerellaceae. The record is from RefSeq and is a predicted model, not a curated record. The transcript is spliced from 4 exons. Bases 377 to 1267 code for a protein of 296 amino acids.
ACUCAUAGUUGAUUUUGCAGCCGGUUCCAUCAUAUGGGCAGGUGCCUGCUGCUUAUCCUCAAUAGUGUACUCAAUAGUCAAGCAGACAGGCUACAAGAAGACAUGAUUGCCCGACUGUGCUGGUUUCUUGAUAUCAAGAAUUUCUUCAUGGAUUGUAUUGGACACUGUGCGUUGGUCUACAUCCUUGUCUGCGCAACAUACCUGGCAACUGUGACGCAACUGGAGCACCUACCCUACUCUAACACGGGAUCACAAUUCCUUUUCCCGGCAACUUCAUCGGCUGGCUCUGAUGCCAAAGAAGGUGCAAGAGACAUGUUAAUCAUAACGAAGUCGCUUUGCAGACUCGAUUCAGGAUUUGUGAUCUUCGCCCAAAACCAUGGAAACCCCACCAAAUGAGGUCGAGCCCGACGAAGCGCGGUAUCUGCCAGUAAAACCUCCACCUCGGGCUCCGAGACCUUCUCAUAAGGCGUUAGGUAUUUCCCUGCAAGAACGUCUGUCAGGGAUGCGCUUCAAGACGUAUCCCAUCGACGUCUUCUACUCCUCGCUAGGAAAGGCCCUCAUGACACAGAUGAGAGGCCGCAGAAAGGACCGCCGGCUAGUGCAGCAUGACAUUGCGCGCUGGGUUGAAAAAUUCAUCAGCAGUCCAAACCCACGUGUCACACGUUGGCCCAGCGUCGUUGCCAACCUCAGCCGCAACGUCGGCGACUUCCACAAGCUCCCUUUGUGCUUCGCUCACCCGCUUCUCACAGGAGAGACCAUUGUUGUCAACCCGGAUUUCGCGAAAGAUGACGAGGGUCGCUACCGCGUUGACGUUGUGAGAGAGUUUGAUAUGGCUGAGCGUCACUUCUGGGCAUCUGUCUUUGGAGCAUUGGGUAAAACUUGCAAGGCCGAGGCCACGGGAAACCUCAACCUCGUCCAGGACGCUUUUCGACUCAGCACCCUGCUCAAUUAUUUCCCUCUCGAUGCCUACGAUGAGCCACAGCCACCAUCGCGUCUUCUGGUCGAAAACCUACCAUUCUUUCUAAGCUAUCGCAUACCUCAAGCGCGUAGCCCGCAGGACGUUGCUUUUGACGAUGAGCUGGAGGAGAGGAUUGAAAAUUGGCUUUGCAAGCCCGCACCGGAUGGGGCCAUGAAGGAGUGGAAUACCCCUCGGAGACAGGCAAACCAGCUUCGCAGGACUCGAAAAGCCGCAAUAAAUGGGCCGACCAUGCCUCUCAAGGCUGUUAAGGUUGUUAAGCGAAAAAGGACACCGGAAUAUCACGAGUGACCAAAGGAAGAACACUUUUCAGAUUAUCGUUCGCCAAGGUGAUUGAGCGGAAACACGUUGCUUUAGCGGAAUUUUGUUUUCUACCGUUUUCUACUGAGAACGUCAGUAGCCCUCUUUUAACCGCCGGACCGGACCCGAAGUUGGCGGAAUUUCGGUUGA